AUGUCCUCACAUACUCCCGAUAUCGUCACACUCGACAAUCUGUCGCAGACUAUUACACCCUGGGACCCUCAGGGGGAAAGUCAACUCUAUGCCAUAGUUGAUAUGGGGAGUAAUGGCAUACGAUUCUCCAUCACAUCACUAGCGCCUCCAUUUACACGCCUCCUUCGUCCCAUCUAUUCAACUCGCGCUGCCAUUUCACUAUUUGAUGCACUCAAGAACACACCCAAAGGUCUAGUAUUUCUUCCGGAAACCAUCGCUGCCGUUUCCAAGACGCUGGAGCGUUUCCAUCAACUCGCUGUUCGUCAUGGAGUGCCAGCGAAACACAUCACCAUCCUCGCUACUGAGGCUAUGCGCCGAGCUGACAAUGCUUCUGAAAUGCUCGAGGCAAUCUCAUCUGUGACUAAUGGCCUCAGAGCAAGCAUACUUGAGCCCGCUGUUGAGACCCUCUUUGGCGCUGUCAUGGGCUCUCGCAGUGGCCUCAUUGGCGUUGAAGGUGGCGCUCUGUUCCUGGACCUCGGGGGCGGGAGCGUGCAGAUGACGUGGGUGGACACCAGCAAGCCAAACUACGAAGUAGAUGCUGCCAGAGCUGGAGUGAGUCUACCCUUUGGAGCAGCGAGAUUGAUUCGUGUGCUGCAAGAGCAGCCAGCCGAUGUUCAGGUUUCCGAGAUCUCAAAACUUCAAACCGGCAUGCAACAGGCAUACGCCAACCUCUGCUCCAAGUUCUCUGCACUUAACGCCUUGAAGAGUUCUCAUGACGAGGGUCCUCGAGUGAACGUCUUCAUGUGUGGAGGUGGCUUUCGCGGCUAUGGCAGCAUGCUCAUGCACCAGGAUCCUGUGAGCCCGUACCCUAUUCCCUAUACGAACGGUUAUACGGCUCCAGUCGAAUUUUCGGACUCAAAGCGUCGUCGUAAACAAUUCCCUGCAAUCGCUACCGUUAUUGAUGCAUUGCUCGCGACGGUGCCCAAUAUCGGAAACGUGACAUUCUGUGGUGGUUCCAAUCGUCAAGGUGCACUUAUGAUGAAACUUCCGGUCGAAAUCCGCGAGUGUAACCCUCUUGAUAUUCUUGCUCGAGUCACACCAGAUGAAAAACCCGUAUUUGAUGCUGUGUUGAACACGUUGAGAAGUGCUCUUCCCGCAGAAGUCGACUUCUCAUCCAUGCCUGACGUUUUGACUCCUGGGCUGGACUCUCUUUUUGUGCGGGAGAUUUGGACUCGACAGGGCCACGAUUCGGAUAACAACUCGUCCUUUGCACUGCAUCAUGCAAUCACCCGGGAUGCAGAGGUCCCUGGACUCUCACACACCGGAAGGGCGCUACUGGCGCUUUCAGCCUCAGCUCGAUGGGGAGGCAUUUUAGGGCCCUUGGACUCACAGCUCCAACAGAGUCUGUCGGCACUUCUUGGCAGCCAGCAUCUUGACGCACCUUUUUGGGCUUCAUAUAUCGGUGCUGUAGCCGGGCUUAUAGCCAUAGUUUUACCAAUCAUCCCAACGACUGCAGAGGAGGUUGAAAAUGCUAUCAGCAUAAAAGCACAUCUCAAGCGGGCAGAGGAUAAAAAAGAGAGAAUCGUAUUAACGAUCAGAGUUGCCUCGGCCAAUAUAGCGAGUGUCAGUCUAGAAGAUCUCGCCGACAGGGUUGAGAAAACCGCCAAAAAGAAUGGAGGGAAGAAGCCAAGAUACAAGAUAACUGCCCAAGUGAGCCCAUUGCCAUGUCACAUUUCUUCAUCAACAUAA
Molecule: messenger RNA, 1728 nt
Organism: Fusarium verticillioides 7600
Lineage: Eukaryota; Fungi; Ascomycota; Sordariomycetes; Hypocreales; Nectriaceae
Product: retrograde regulation protein 2
Exons: 4
Coding region: 1-1728 (575 amino acids)
Biological process (GO): regulation of transcription by RNA polymerase II
Source: RefSeq, a predicted model, not a curated record